Messenger RNA from Hyaloscypha bicolor E, 923 nucleotides. RefSeq lists its product as uncharacterized. The transcript has a single exon. The coding region runs from base 87 to 671 and encodes 194 amino acids. The record is from RefSeq and is a predicted model, not a curated record. Lineage: Eukaryota; Fungi; Ascomycota; Leotiomycetes; Helotiales; Hyaloscyphaceae.
GAAGCUCCAGCGGGACUCGCAGCCGCUCCGGCACUUGCUUGAGCCACAACUUACAAGAAACUGUGAAAUACGUGUAGCACAGAGUUAUGUGCUUCACACCGUUCCCUCCGAUGAGGCAGCGCGCUGUCCUAUUUCCCGUCAGUCACAGGCCGGCCUCCGCCAUCAUGCACAACUCCACCUCCAACACCAACCAACUUGGAAGCCCUCCGCGCAAGGCGCAUUGCCGUUUAUUGGCGAUCGAUCUGUCACAUGGCGGCCAGCGUGCACAACCACAACCACAUCCACAUCCCCGGUCCCCAGUCGGGCUUCCGUCCUCGCCCUGGCCACCAUUAUUGGUGAAUUGCUCCCUUCUUCACAUCACCCGCAACCCUCGAUCCCUGCGGUGCAGGCCUGUCUGUGUCCGAGUCCGAGUCUGCAGACGAAGAGGAGAGGAAGAGGAAGAGGAAGGCAAGCCGCUCGGGCGUUUUCACUCGGUACUACCCUGGCGGCUCAUUUUCUCCAGCUUUCCUCCCCACAAAACCUCGCUAUUAAAACACCGAGCCCUCGUCCACAACUCCACCGAAAAAGAAACACAUUUGGCUUGGGACCUGCGCGUCGCGUCCACUUCCGAUGGAUGUCAAACAUUCGCCCGAAGCUUCCAUGCGCUCGGGGGGGACCCAGCCCGACAGUGACGACGAAAACGCCUACAGUGAGGACGACAGCGGCGGUGGAGAAAAUGGCGAAAGGCCCCGCAAGAGACAGCGGCGGCCUAUGUCUGUAUCGUAAGCAUUAUGCCCUCCCCAACAGAUAAUGGGCUUCAUUCUGGCUCUCCUUCACCAAUCGCAGAUCAAGGGGACGAUGGCGAUGCUGCGAAUAAUGAUCAGGGACAGAAUUGGCUAACCAUUCGUCGAAGGUGUGAGCUCUGCAAGCAAAGAAAGGUACGC